CAUCGAGCUAGCGCACCGCUUCUCCGGGGAGAUCAUCUCCGCCGACAGCAUGCAGUAGGAAUGGAUUAAUGGAUUCGAGUCGCAGCUGUUCAGUCGGUAGUCGGUCACCAUCGCUGAGGACAUUGCUGAUACUUCGCUAUACUUCUCUUCGACGUUUCAUCACUAUAGAAACGAUGUACGAGGUUUCUGAUCGGAGCUCAUUCAUGCUGGCGAGCGAAGUGGAACGAAGGUAUACAAAGGCCUGGACAUCGUUACCGCGAAGGUAACUCCAGUGGAAAGAAAGGCGGCGCCGCAUCACAUGCUGGACAUCGUGGACCCGCUGACCAACUUCUCCGUAAUCGACUUCAGGAACAUGGCCCUGCCGAUCAUAGACAACCUGCUAGCCAGGAGGAAACUACCGAUCGUCGUCGGUGGUACGAACUAUUACAUAGAAUCACUACUAUGGGAGAUUCUUAUAACUGAUCCGAAAGAACCAUCGAUGCAAGUCAAUUCAAGCGCGACCAAUUCAAGCACGUCGAUCGAAAAUAGAUCGGACGAUCGAUACAAUGUACAAGAUCGACUGAAUGACAGCGAUGACGAUGAUGAUGAGACGGCGCCGAAGAAGUUGAAAUUCGACGCGAGAAUAUACGAUGGCAGCAACGAAGAGCUACACCAAAAACUGAUGAAGAUCGAUCCGGAGAUGGCGUUCAAAUUGCAUCCCAAUAACAGACGGAAAGUUAUAAGAUCUUUGGAGAUUUUCUACCAACACGGAAAAACACAGUCCGAGUUGCUGAAAGCCCAGCGUAUCGCUGGUGGUUGUGGAUUAGGGGGACCUCUUAAAUAUCCGAAUAUUAUUAUGUUAUGGCUACGCUGCAAUAAGAAGAUCCUCGAUAACAGACUGAAUGACCGAGUCGAUGGCAUGAUGGAGGUUGGUUUGGUGCAGGAAUUACUUGACUUUCAUCGCAGCUACAACGAGCAACGAAUUAAAUCUAACACGUCACCUGAUUACACGAAAGGCAUCUUCCAGAGCAUCGGCUUCAAAGAGUUUCACACUUACCUCAUAUUACCUGAAAAGGAACGCGCAAGCGAAAAGGGGAAAAAAUUACUGCAACAAGGAAUCGAUGAUUUAAAACUCGCUACUAGGAGGUACGCAAAGAGACAAGAUAAAUGGGUGAUGAACAGACUGAUUCGGCGUGGUGAUCGACAGGUUCCUCCUGUUUAUUCUUUAGAUUGCACCGACGUGACAAAAUGGGACAGUCACGUUUUAGAACCUGCAGCAGCAAUCAUUUCCGCAAUAUUGCACGAUGCAAAACCUGAACAACAACCACUAAAUGAGAAUUUCGAGAAUCAAAAGACUACUGAUAGUAGUACAAAUAUAUAUAAUUAUUGCAAGGUAUGUGAAAGAGUGUUUGUCGAAGAACAUCAAUGGCAAGCCCAUUUGAAAGGCGGAAAACAUAUGAAAACCUUAAAAAAGAAGAAAAAAAUCGCUGAAGAUACACAUUCUAGGAACGUCAACUGACUUGUACAUGACAAAUAUCAGUUUCGCUAUGACAUUGCACGAACAUUCGUUUCUGCGUUUAUACCAAGCCAUUAAAACUGUGAUUGUCCACAUUCUAUUUUAUUAAUAAUUACCAUGUAGAUAAUUUAAAAAAAAUAAAAUUUUCUCUU
Atta colombica is the source of this 1647-nucleotide messenger RNA. RefSeq names its product tRNA dimethylallyltransferase, mitochondrial. Gene Ontology annotation, molecular function: tRNA dimethylallyltransferase activity. Bases 299 to 1498 code for a protein of 399 amino acids. The record is from RefSeq and is a predicted model, not a curated record. NCBI's taxonomy places the organism in Eukaryota, Metazoa, Arthropoda, Insecta, Hymenoptera, Formicidae. Gene Ontology annotation, cellular component: mitochondrion. Gene Ontology annotation, biological process: tRNA modification. The transcript has 10 exons.